AUGGAUCGUACUUGGAUGUACGAUAGAGUAUAUUCCAAUAGACACGGAUUGAAAGAAGAGUAUGUUCGCGGGGUUAAAGACUUCGUAAAGAGGGCUUUGAAACAACCUAUUUGUAAAUCUGAGGGAGGGAUAAGGUGUCCGUGUAUAAAUUGCAAGUGUCUCAAGAUAAGAACACCAACUAAUGUUAGACUUCACUUGUAUCGAGAUGGAUUUCAACCAGACUAUUGGAUUUGGACUCAACAUGGAGAAGUAGAGCUCAAUGUUAAUACAAGGAAUGAUUCAAAUAGUAGUGAGCAUGUGCAUCAUGAUGACCAAAUUGAGGCAAUGAAUCAGAUGGUGUAUGAUGCUUUUAGGCCUUAUGGAGUAUUCUCUCACGUGAAUGAUAACAUAGAAGUUGAGGAAUAUACGGAGGAUGAGUUUCCCAACGAAGAUGCCAAACGAUUUUAUGACAAGUUGAUAUCUUUCAACAAGCCCAUUUAUGAGGGAGCUACCCAAUCAAUAUUAUCAAUAUCUACUCAACUUCUUGAAAUUAGGUCUAAUUGGCAUGUACCACAAAAAGGUUUAGAUUUUGUUGCACAAAUGCUUAAAAGUGUAUGUCUAGUUCAAAAAUGCUUGCCCGAGAACUAUUACCAAGCAACACAGUUGGUAUCUAAGUUAGGGCUAAAGGUUGAGAAGAUUGAUUGUUGUAAGAAUGGUUGUAUGUUAUAUUACAAGGAUGAUAGCAAUCUAUCAGAGUGCAAAUUUUGUAAUGCUCCUAGGUUCAUUCCUCGCAAGACUGGCAUGGAAAAGUACAAAGAUAUCCCAGUGAAGAGAAUGUUCUACUUCCCAAUCAUUCCCAGAUUACAAAGAUUGUAUGCAUCAACUGAGUCGGCAAGUGAAAUGAGAUGGCAUCACAUGAACAAAAAUAGUUCCAACAUCCUUCGCCACCCGUCAGAUGGAAAAGCAUGGAAACAUUUUGAUAGUGUAUAUCCUGACUUUUCUAGGGAACCCAGAAAUGUAAGGUUGGGUCUGUGUUCAGAUGGUUUUACUCCUUACAUUCAAGCGUCUGCUUCUCCAUACUCAUGUUGGCCAAUAAUAGUUACUCCGUAUAAUCUCCCCCCUGAAAUGUGCAUGACCAAACCAUACUUGUUUUUGGCAUGCCUCAUACCCGGACCUAAAAACCCUAAAUUAAAGAUAGAUGUCUACUUGCAACCAUUGAUUGAUGAUCUACAACGAUUGUGGUCCAAUGGAAUAUUGACCUAUGAUAUAUCUACAAAACAAAACUUCAUCAUGAAAGCCUGCUUGAUGUGGACAAUUAAUGAUUUUCCAGCCUAUGGUAUGUUAUCUGGAUGGGGAACACAAGGUAAAUUGGCAUGCCCUCAUUGUAUGGAACACACUGAUGCUUUCACCUUGAAAAGUGGCCAUAAGAAUUCCUGGUUUGACUGUCAUCGUCGUUUCUUGCCAUCUAAUCACUCCUUCAGAAGGAGUAAAAGAAGUUUCCUAAAAAAUAGGGUUGUGACCAAUGAGCCACCUCCCAUUUCCACAGGGAAAGAUAUAUGGGCGGUAAUAAGUAAUUUUCCAAAAGUUACUGAAAUUGGAUGGGAGGCGAAAUGGAAAGAAUUCGAAGGGUAUGGAGUGGAUCACAAUUGGAAAAAGCGAAGUAUUUUUUGGAUCUCCCAUAUUGGAAGGAUAACUUGUUAA
Molecule: messenger RNA, 1680 nt
Organism: Lathyrus oleraceus (garden pea)
Lineage: Eukaryota; Viridiplantae; Streptophyta; Magnoliopsida; Fabales; Fabaceae
Exons: 1
Coding region: 1-1680 (559 amino acids)
Source: RefSeq, a predicted model, not a curated record